Molecule: messenger RNA, 2123 nt
Organism: Homarus americanus (American lobster)
Lineage: Eukaryota; Metazoa; Arthropoda; Malacostraca; Decapoda; Nephropidae
Product: fork head domain transcription factor slp1-like
Exons: 2
Coding region: 112-1305 (397 amino acids)
Biological process (GO): regulation of transcription by RNA polymerase II
Cellular component (GO): nucleus
Molecular function (GO): sequence-specific double-stranded DNA binding; DNA-binding transcription factor activity
Source: RefSeq, a predicted model, not a curated record
GCUCAGUAAGGUUGUGUGCGGUCUCAGAUGAGACGUGUAAAAAAAUCUGAAACCAUAAUACGCGGUACUUAUCCACUCUGAUUAUUUGACACUUGUUUGUGGUUUGCUAGUAUGGUGAAUUUGGGUUGUGCCAACACGUACGGCAGCAGCAGUAGCAGCAACAUGGACCGCACGCCCCUCAAGCACUCCUUCUCCAUCAGCUCCCUACUGUCAGAGGCCGUCCUCAACGCUGUUCCCGAGGGUACACCAGAACAGCCGACGAAGGACGACGAUCUCUGUCUUCAGGAUUUUGAAAUGACAGCAGCCGUGGAAGAUGAUGAGGAGGAUAUUGACGUGACAGGCGCCGCCAGUCCCUUGGCCGGGAUCAUGUCUGACUCCGAGGUCGAGGAACAACACGACAAGGACGAGAAAGAGGCGAAGAAGGAGGAAGGAGACGACAAAAAGAAGCACGAGAAACCUCACUUCAGCUACAACGCCCUCAUCAUGAUGGCCAUCAGGUCCUCGCCGGAGAAGCGACUAACUCUGAGCGGCAUCUACGAGUUUAUCAUGAAGAACUUCCCGUAUUACCGGGAGAACAAACAAGGUUGGCAGAACUCUAUCCGUCACAACCUGAGUCUUAAUAAGUGUUUUGUUAAGGUACCGCGCCACUAUGAUGACCCCGGCAAGGGCAACUACUGGAUGCUUGACCCCUCGGCCGAAGAAGUGUUUAUAGGCAGCACCACCGGUAAGUUACGGCGCCGGUCUACUACAGCCUCAAGAAACCGCCUGGCAGCCUUCAAGCAGUCACUCCUUGGUCGCUUCGGGUGUUACUCCCCCUUGGGUCUGGCGCCCUACGCCGCAGCAGCCGCCGCCGCCGCAGGCUUGGGAGGCCCCUUGGUGGCCCUCCCAGGGGCGCUAUCUAGUGGUUUAGCCUCGACUACACUUUACCAGCAAGCGUCCGCCGCUGCUGCGGCAGCAGCACUUUACCGGAGUUAUCCACCCACAUAUUAUCACGGGAUGUUACCCACCUCCCACAUGGCCCCUCCUGGACCUCCUGCCGGGCACCCACCACCCACUGGCUUACCCAAGCCCACCGCUCUCAGCCCACCUCCCCAGCAGCCGCCCACCUCCUUCAGCGUGGAACACUUACUAUCAGACGCUCAUCCCAGCGCCCAGCCCAGGAACCUGCUAAUGGGUCUGGGUGGCCUCUCGUCCACCGCCCACUACGAUGCCUACAGAAACUCCUUGCUGGCCCAGAUGGGCGACGCUGGUCGGCGACACUCCCUCCACCGCCCCGUCACCGUGGUGGGCGGUAGACCCAGCUAAUUCCUCCACUAUUUCACUUCCUACCCUCCACCUCACCCGGGCGACGAGGUCCAAAUGGAGACGCCCAGGGCGGCCCACACCCGUCCACCCGCCGCCCCACACAGCUCACACCCGUAACGUACCUCCCCCACCAGUACCCACACCACAACACAACGCCCACACCUGACAGCUGGGAUAUUCUAAUUAUAAAAGUAUCGGACAAGUGGUCGUCGUGUGUGUGUGUGAGGGACUCCAUCACCUCAGUGGCUGCUACACCACCUUCAGGAACCCUCUCUAGCACUUCAGUCAACAUCUACAAUAGGAUCACACGAGAAACUGACGAAGGAUCCUCUGCACCAGAGCCUCCAGCCGCCUCUUACAAUUACUAUUGAACCUUCCAGUGAAAUCUCAAGUGCUACGAGGGUCACAUUUCUGGAGUAGUUCAUUAAAGUCUUUAAAAACCACAGAAGUAAAAUUUUUAACAAACUCCAGUCAGAUCCUCUCAAGGUUCCGUACAAUCAAAACAUGUCCAAAUAUUUCUCCAGUUACAAGAACCAUCCAUCGUCCAUCACACCUUCCAGGGAGUCUCCAGUCAUUUUAGUGUCCAUCUUCAUCCCGUCCAUUCCUCUACUAACCUUCCAUUUGUCACCGAACCUUAUAGUCUUGUGAUUGUUAAUACAGUGAGGGUCAUGACACUGUACCUCAUCCAUUAACAGUGAUAGAUAAUGAUAUAAUACAUGUCCUAUAAUGGUAACAAUACUGUAUUCUCCUGUAACAUAUAUAACUCUUGAUGCUAACUCUCCCUGUAGUCCCCAAGCCAAAGAAUAUUAAUAAUUUAU